CGUAUAAUAGUUUUGCAAACUUUGGGAGCAAACGUAUACAUACACCAACAUCCGUAGCUCUGUACCCAUAAAUCUACUCUUUCUCUUAUGUAUUGUCAGGGCUGCGCCACCCGCCAUUGGUCGCUCCGCCUCUGCACGCAACGGCUGUUAAUAAAGAAAUCUACAUGAUUAGCUGGUUCCUGAUAUUCGUAAUUAUUGAGUUUCCGUAGGGGGACUCUUUAUGUAUUGCGUGUUGGGUUAGUCGCUCCUUUUUUAUUUUGUAUUUUUUGGGUUAGUGCUCUAUUUCACCUUUCAUAAUCACAGUGCAUCAACAAGAAGGGGAGGUCGCGCGAUCCGUCCAAGGGACAAAGGCAUCUACUCCAUCAACUACAACCCACCUUCAAUCAAGAAUUCCAUAAAGAUGUCGUUGUCGGACCAGCAUGUGUUCAAUUACAGCCUCAUCUUCUUCCUCGUCAUCACACCACCUACCAUCAUCGCCCUGCGCUACCUCACCGCCCCCUACGGCAAGCACCAGCGCCCUGGUUGGGGCCCCACCAUUCCGGCCCCUCUAGCCUGGUUCCUCAUGGAGAGCCCCACCCUCUGGCUCACCCUCCUCCUCUUCCCUUUUGGCAAGAACCACUCCAACCCGACUGCCCAAAUCCUCAUUCUCCCCUAUCUCAUCCACUACUUCCACCGCACCGUCAUCUACCCCUUGACGCUCUUCCUCAAGACCACCCGUAGCCAUCGCGGAAAAAACAAUCUUGAUUCUCGGGCUGGCCAGAAAGCCGCCGCAUUUCCCGUCAGCGUCGCCGCGAUGGCGUUUGCUUUCAAUCUUCUGAAUGCUUAUUUGCAGACGAGGUGGGUGUCUCAUUACGCCGACUACGAGGGGGACGGAUGGUUCUGGUGGCGGUUCGCCAGCGGCCUGGUGGUUUUCGUGGUGGGUAUGGCGGUGAACUUGAGAUCGGAUUAUGCGUUAUUGGGCCUCAAGAGCCGAGGCGGGGGCGGAUAUAAGAUACCCAGAGGAGGGUGUUUCGAGCUAGUGAGCUGCCCAAAUUAUUUUGGGGAGAUAUUGGAGUGGUUGGGCUGGGCUUUGAUGACUUGGUCCUGGGCGGGUUUCGUGUUUCUGUUGUAUACUUGUGCGAACUUGGUGCCCAGGGCUGCUUCAAAUCACAAGUGGUACCUGGACAAGUUUGGGGAAGAUUAUCCUAAACACAGAAAAGCUGUUAUUCCCUGCGUGUUUUGAUGUACAGCGUCUUCCCAAGCCGAAUUUGACUUUGUAAUACGAUCAGAACUGCAAGAUCCAGAUCCAGAUCCAGAUUUGUUCGCAUUAACCUUUCAAGCAAUGGGGUUUUGGUA
This is a messenger RNA of Coffea eugenioides, 1335 nucleotides long. Its product is annotated as steroid 5-alpha-reductase DET2. Gene Ontology annotation, molecular function: 3-oxo-5-alpha-steroid 4-dehydrogenase activity. The record is from RefSeq and is a predicted model, not a curated record. Gene Ontology annotation, cellular component: membrane. Bases 401 to 1222 code for a protein of 273 amino acids. The transcript has a single exon. Lineage: Eukaryota; Viridiplantae; Streptophyta; Magnoliopsida; Gentianales; Rubiaceae. Gene Ontology annotation, biological process: brassinosteroid biosynthetic process.